AUGGCCAACGCAGUCGGUUGCUGCGAAAUCAUCAUCGCCUUUUUCCUCCCCUUCGUCGGUGUCUUCAUGCGCACCGGCUGCAGCUGCGAUCUGCUCAUCAACAUCUGUCUCUGCAUCCUGGGUUGGAUUCCUGGUGUCAUCCACGCCUACUACAUCUUGGCCAACAAAUAG
This is a messenger RNA of Aspergillus aculeatinus CBS 121060, 171 nucleotides long. Its product is annotated as YqaE/Pmp3 family membrane protein. NCBI's taxonomy places the organism in Eukaryota, Fungi, Ascomycota, Eurotiomycetes, Eurotiales, Aspergillaceae. Bases 1 to 171 code for a protein of 56 amino acids. The record is from RefSeq and is a predicted model, not a curated record. Gene Ontology annotation, cellular component: membrane. The transcript is spliced from 3 exons.